CACGGGCUGACUUCACACCUGAAGUGGAUAAGAGGGAGAGGGACCAGGGAGAUAAGAGCUGUCCCGCAUGCUGCCUGUGUCAGCCGAGGCUUGCAAUACUUACAGUAUAACCCCGAGGCUGGGAUAUUUCGAAUUCACUCUCGAUUCCACAAUUCUGUUAUCCCUUGUGGCGGGAAUAUGAAAUUAGAUGAGAAACGAAUGAUUCAAAAGGAAGCCACAAGAUUCAAUAGGUGACGAGAGUUAGUGGUUGAUAUUGACAUUGAUAUCACCCAGGACGAAAUAAGGUUCUUUAGGUAUAAUAGCUAGUCUCAGUCUCAGGUUUGGCCGCGUCUCCACAACUUGUAUGUAAACAAACUCCCCUCCUGACGACAUCAACCAUUUCCUCGACACAAACUAAACGACCAGCCACGCAGUCAUGCUGCCUCCCAUAGACGACGCGAUCUUACAAUCGAAUCCUCGAUUUUCAGCUCUGUAUAGCACCCUCGCGAAACAAAUCCUCAACCCCAAUGGCUCGACGAAAAUACACCCCGCGCAAAAAGAGCGGGAUGCCGUGUCUGAGGCACUAAAUGCCUGCCGCCUCCGAAGCGCCAAGUCCCAACUCCUCAAAUCUGCCUUACAGCACCUCGACCUCUCACCUCCUCCAUCCACUUCUACAUCUACUAGCAGAACGACCACGACGAAAUCUAGCCGGCAAUCCCAAAUUCAGCAAUCGAAGCCCCAGUCCCAAACUCCAGUAUCCUUACCACCUGAGCUGCUCGAGCUCAUCAUCGUCCUCUCCUCACGCCUCUCCUCCCCCGCCCUCUCACCCUCCCAAUCGCGAACUCUACAAAGCACCGCCCUCUGGGCCAGCCUCCCCACGCAUCUCCCUCAGAUCGGCUCCCUACUAUCCACACACCUCCAAACUCAAGCCCUCGCCCUCUGCCGCAUCCUCUCCCCCACCACCAACCCGUCCUUCCUGCACCGGCAGAUCCCAAAACUAUACCCCUCUAUAAGAGAUCAGCAGCGCUUAAUCAAAGAACGAAGGGUCGAACUGGCGAAGAGAAGGAGAGAUCUGGUAUCACACACCACCACCCUCCUCACCCUCCACCACCUCGCCACAGCCCUCGUGAUCCGCACCCUCGAGCAGUCCACCCACGGCUCCUUGUCACGCUAUAUUAAAGCCCGCAGCGAGUAUCUCUCCUUGAAAGCCGCGCAGGUGUUAUAUGAAGCGAGGGCAAAAAGGGAUAGGGGCGAACGAGUGGUGUAUACGGAGGAGGUGAGGAGCGCGCUGGAGAAUUAUGUCGGGGAGUUGAGGGGUGGGAGGGAGAGGGGGAGGGAGAGGAGAGCGCAGGCUGAGAGGACGCUUUGGGGGUAUGGUAUUGGGAGGGAAGAUGGGGAGGAGAAGGAGAGGAUUUUGAGGGAGAUAGCGAGGGUUUAUGGGGAGUUGAGUAAGGAGGUCGAGGAGGUGGGGAGGGAUGUGCAGAGGCUGAGGGGGAGGUGAUGGCUAGGUAUCUGGGUUCUUAGAGAUGGUCUCAAGAUAUGGCCUGGAAUGAGGUACUUGGAGCUCGGUUUGAUGACCUGAGCAGGGCCUGAAGCCCGAUCCAUGGCAUAUCAAAUGUCCACUGGAGAAAUGAGUGAUGAUAAAGAUGUGAUGUAUUCAUUAAGCAACAUUGUUUAUACAUUGGCAGACUAUUCUAAGGU
Messenger RNA from Cadophora gregata, 1680 nucleotides. RefSeq lists its product as uncharacterized. The record is from RefSeq and is a predicted model, not a curated record. NCBI's taxonomy places the organism in Eukaryota, Fungi, Ascomycota, Leotiomycetes, Helotiales, Ploettnerulaceae. The transcript is spliced from 2 exons. Bases 416 to 1480 code for a protein of 354 amino acids.